Neoarthrinium moseri is the source of this 2058-nucleotide messenger RNA. RefSeq lists its product as uncharacterized. Gene Ontology annotation, cellular component: Sin3-type complex. NCBI's taxonomy places the organism in Eukaryota, Fungi, Ascomycota, Sordariomycetes, Amphisphaeriales, Apiosporaceae. The coding region runs from base 1 to 2058 and encodes 685 amino acids. The transcript is spliced from 3 exons. The record is from RefSeq and is a predicted model, not a curated record. Gene Ontology annotation, biological process: negative regulation of transcription by RNA polymerase II. Gene Ontology annotation, molecular function: histone deacetylase binding.
AUGGCGACGGCCGACACAGCGCCGCCGCUGACCAUCCAGCCGCCCGCUAUCGAGCCGCUCUCCGACGACGACGGCUCCAGCCCUCUGUCUGAUCUCGGCGGUUCUCAGAACGACCUGGACCACCUCGAGGACAGCCCCAAUGUCACCAACAACGACCUCAGCUCCGAGGACGAGGAAGGAGAAGAGGAGGAAGAGGAGGAAGACGACGACGAAGAAGCCAACGACACCGAGGCCGAGACAGAGCGCCUCUACCCUACCCCCCAGAAUCCUACUCGUCACAGGGACGCCCCGACCGACGGCCACGCGGUCGACAGGACGCCCACGAAGCUCCGCCAAACCGCCAUUGUCGACGACGAUGACGACGAGCCUCUUUCUGAGCUACAAAUGUCCAUCGCUUCAAGCCCACCUGGCGUCCGCAGUUCCGGCCCUCCUACGGUCGAGAAAUUGCCCUCGCCCACGCUGGACAUCCUAGCCGAGGCAGCUGCUACUCAGGACUCGGAGAAUCGCAAGCGGAAACGAUCCUCGCUGCCCGCCGAGCUCGCCGACCCUGACCAGCCUUCGCGGAAGCGCUCGGCGUCGGCCGCCGCCGCCGAAGCAGAGGACCGAGACGGCGACGUUGCAAUGGCCGACGACGAAGACCCGUCGACCAACACCAACAGCGGAGACGAAGCCGUCACGGUGCCUGCGGUCGACCCAGAGCUCGACGAGCAGCUGAAUGACGCCGACGCUGAGGCGCAGAUUGAGCAGGAAUCGCGAGCGCGGAAGCAGACUCGUGGCGGCUCCAAGAAGCGCAGGGCCGCGCGAACAGAGAGCGAUGAGUCCCCGGAGGAGACUGCAGAUGGCACUACCGCCGAAGAAGAGGGAGCACAUACAGGUGACGACGAGCGCAUAGACCCCGACGUCGACGAGGAAGCCGAGGCCGCCGAAGCAGCGCAACGGAACGAAGAAGAGCGUAGGGGAGAUCCUGGUACCCCUGCUGCACCGUUGAAGCUGACACACAUGACAGUCGAGCGGAAGAGAGCCGCCUUUGAACAACUGACCAGCAUAGAGAGGCGUUUCGCUACGUUCAGAGACAGGUUAUACGAGGAGAGACUAGAGCAGCUGAACAGAGAGGAGGCCAUGCUGAAAGCCGACAACCCUACACAUCCCGAAUACCUGGCCAUGAUGGAAUGCAUAGACGCCCGAAGAGACGACAAGCUCCGGGUGGCAGAGAAGGCGUACGAGCUCAACAUGGAGUCCCUUGGCAGAUGGGCUGUGGCGCGACGUGCGCAGAUACACUCGCAAUACUACCAAGACGUCCGAGAGGGCCGUGAGCGGGUCAUUGCCGAACUCAGCCAGCAUUGGUAUGCGAUACAGCACGAGAGGAGGAAGCAUGUCAACAACGUACAUGACUUCGGCCUCCGGUACCCGCAGACCCAGUCGCAACGGGUCCGCGAAGCAAUGGCCUAUAACAAGGAAGUCUCCAUCCUGUCUGGCAUCGCAAAGUACGAGGGCAUGCCCGCUGCGCCAGACAUGCGUGGCGCAACCUUUGACGAGCUGGACGACGAUUUCGAGGCCAUGAUGCGAGGAAGAGGGCCAGCACCGCCUACGCAGCAGGCGCCGAGACCAGUGUACUCUGACUAUAGAGGCCUUCCCUUCAACCAGGGGCUAGGCGCGGCCGGAGAACAGUUCAUUGAACAAACACCGUGGGCCAAUCCCAAUCAUCCAUCCAACGCCCACCUUCUCCAGCGUCAACAGUCGGCGCAAGAGCACCGGAAGCGCAGCCCGCUGCCCGAAGCAUCGGGUUCGCGUCGGCAUUCGCAUCAGGCACACCCCUUCUCUUCGAGCACCAUCUCCACUACGUCCAACUACACGCCGUACAACGGCAACUCGACGGCGCCCAAGAGCGUACCGAGGCAACCGACGAACUCGCCCGAGGUGACGCGAGCUGCCAGUCUGCUUGAGCAAACGAGCGCGAGGAGCAUGAAGGCGGCGGCGGCGGCGGCAGCAGCAGCAGCAGAGGCAGAGCAAGGGAGAGCCGUUAAGCGUGAAGUGGCCCCUCCCGUCGGUGGCUUUUGA